AUGGGACAAUCUGAAUCAAAGGAAGUAGCAAACGAUGGAAAAUAUGCAGAACUAAGGAGGCUAGCGGAACAAAAAGGGCCAGUUGCAAUGUCAAAAUAUCUUCAGGAAAAUAUUCAGAAAUGGAAAGAAGAGAAAGUAAAAUUCGCUGUAACUGGUAGGUCUGCUACAGGAAAGUCAACAUUUAUCAAUAAGAUUCGAAAUGUAAAACCACGUGAUCCAGGAUACGCAAAAUCGGGCAGUGGUAAUACUACCAAAGAACCAACACCUUACCAAAAUCCACAGAAUCAGCUUAUUGUAUUCUAUGACUUACCAGGAAUCGGUACAUUACAAUUUCCAAAAGAGACAUACGUUUCAAAAAUGGAAUUAUGUAAAUAUGAUUACUUUUUCAUAUUUUUUGACAAGGUUGUAAAUGAAGAUGAAAAUUUCUUGAUUUGCGAAUUACUGAAAUUAGAAAAAUCCUAUUGUUUGAUAAGAUCAAAGAUUGAUGAUGAUAUACGAAAUGCAGAAGAUGAUGGCAGGACAGAGGAAGAAGUUAUUCCAGCAAUAAGACAGCAAAUCAAUGACCAAAUAUUGUGUUAUUCUCAUCUCAACCAUUGUGAUGCAAUUUUUCUUAUUUCGAGCAAAAGAAAGGACAUUGGGAACUAG
Messenger RNA from Mytilus trossulus (common blue mussel), 645 nucleotides. RefSeq names its product interferon-inducible GTPase 1-like. Gene Ontology annotation, molecular function: GTP binding. The record is from RefSeq and is a predicted model, not a curated record. Gene Ontology annotation, cellular component: membrane. The transcript has a single exon. The coding region runs from base 1 to 645 and encodes 214 amino acids. NCBI's taxonomy places the organism in Eukaryota, Metazoa, Mollusca, Bivalvia, Mytilida, Mytilidae.